Molecule: messenger RNA, 381 nt
Organism: Lodderomyces pseudojiufengensis
Lineage: Eukaryota; Fungi; Ascomycota; Pichiomycetes; Serinales; Debaryomycetaceae
Exons: 1
Coding region: 1-381 (126 amino acids)
Biological process (GO): protein transport
Source: RefSeq, a predicted model, not a curated record
AUGGCGUUUGAAGAAAUAUAUGAUUACGUAGAAAGAGAUACAUUCAAAAAGUAUUUUAGAUUGACAAUAGUGCUUUGUGCAUAUUUCAUAUUUAGAAAAUACUAUUCACAAUGGGCGUCAAGAAAACAAACAGAACAUCAAUUAAAACAAGAUGAACAAGAAAAACUAGCAAAACCCUUAAAAGAAGCUGAAGCUCAACAACAAAUUGAAGAAAAAUUAGAAAAAGAAGCAAAUGAAUUUGGAUGGGGUAAGAAGACCAGAAAGAAUGUAAAAAUCACUGAAGCAGUAUUGGAACAAAUCGCAGCUGAGACGAGACAAAGACAUCAAACCGCUUAUAAUGCACAGGAAGACGCUGAUAUUGAGGACUUACUCGAGGAUUAG